Messenger RNA from Rubroshorea leprosula, 1238 nucleotides. The record is from the annotation of a GenBank genome assembly. Lineage: Eukaryota; Viridiplantae; Streptophyta; Magnoliopsida; Malvales; Dipterocarpaceae.
UCUGUCGACCGAAGCUCCCCUAAGCCACCGACUCAUCCCCUUUGAGAAAAAUUGGUAACAAGCAUGAUUUUUCCCUUCCUUUUCUUGUUAAAGAACUGAUUUUAGGACCUAGAACCCUCCCUUUGAAGUGGGAAUUUCAGAUCUGCUCUGUUUCUUCCCUUGGUCUGUCCGCUGUUCUGCUGGGUGUGAAUCCUUCGGGAUUUUUGUUUUCAUGAUUUCUUCUCCAGUCUCUGUCGGCCUCCAUACCCGCCAGCUCGGGUUUUGGCUACUGGAAAAAUACUGGUAUGUUGAUGGCAUCUUUAAAAACAUUCUGCAUUUUCCUGCACUGUUUUGACCAGAAAACUCUGUAUUUUCUCCAGAAAAAUUCUGCAUUUUGCAGCAUUUUUCCUUGCUAUUUUUCUGCAUUGUUUUCCCCCAAAUUUCUUGCCAUUUGCUGCAAAUUUUGCUCCUCGCCAAAUUCUAGAAGUUACAGUUACUGUUCACUGCGUGCACUGUUUAUGUGCACUGUUCAUCCGUUGAAUUUUAAUUAAUUUGAGUAGAAAAUCUCAUGGAAUACGUUAGUUAUGGCAUUGGAUUAAUUUUAGUCCAGUAGUGAUGUAUUAUUGAUUGGGGUUUUGUUUGGUUGUGAGAACGUGAUGGGAAAAUGAAAAGGAAAGUGGUAUUAAUUCUUGGAAUAUUUUGAUUAGGUUCUUGAUCAUUCUGUCAGUUUAGUACGUGAAUUGAGUGCUCGGUUUUGCGGAGUGAGGUAAGUAAAAUUAUGGUAACGCCCUUCGACUUUUCAAGCAUGUUUUGAUUUGUUUUUGAAAUGGUGGCGAGACUAAACCCGUUUUACACAAGUAUGACUGAUUUGAAGUGAAAUGUUUUAUGCUUUUCAUUAAAUUGAGCAUGCCUACUUGAAAUUUAAGUGAUUGUCCUGAUGAUGUGAAAGUGAUUGUGAAUUGUGAUUUUCUUGUUAACUUUUGCCUGUUUUGUCUCCGAUAUGGUCAUGUUAUUCGUGUGCCCGCUAGUGGGAGGUUUAUAAACGCUAGCACAUGUCGACAUGUUCGUGAUAGAACCGGUUCGCUCGUGGCCCUACUAGUGGGGAUUAUACACUAGUACUCGUGUGCCCGCCAGUGGGAGAUUUAUAAACGCUGGCCAUGACCUAUAGAGGAGACGUCUAUUUCGUGCCUGUACUGUAUCCGUUUUUCGUGAUUGCACUUGUUGGCAUGCUACAAGUUUAAUUAAGGGCAAUCCAUAUU